CGACAAGGCUUGGGAAGUUGAAGGUCUAGGUCCUCGUCGCGCUGAUGGUGAAGGCACCGAGUCUUCUGAUCUUCCGGCGCGGCACACGACGCAGCUCGCGUUUAUUCCUUUGGGCGACGAUUUUGAAGAGAACCCCGACGCGCGAAUGAUACGGAACGUGAUUGUGGCGCCAGGGGAUACCAUCGAGUAUCCACGGCCACAGUCAGCAAGCGAACACGCAAUGGCAAAUGCAGAUGGGAACAUGAAAGUAAAGAACAAAUCGGACAAAAUAGAAAAGGGAUCGAGUACUAGACCACGCACAGUCGCGGCAGAUUCUCGACCGCCAGUAGCACCGCCGGUGAUCUAUACCGCGAGUUUUCGCCAUGAGCCAGACAAGAUUUACACGCGUUUGCCCUAUUGGUGGGCGCCCACCAUGGUGCCUUACGACUAUUCCCUAGAGGUUUCGGAAAACUGGAAUUUCAUUCAGGACUACAGAACCGCGAGCACAACUUUGGCUGCAGGAGACGCGCAGAUGGACCUGACCUCCGAUGCCGAAGGCGAGGACUCUCGCAGCGCGACGACUGCUCUUCAGACUGGCGGGACGACGAGAACGAGGACGAUGCGUUCCGGCGACGUCGCAUGGAGCGACACGGAAGUCGCGGCCGAGGGCAGCUGCGGAGACGAGGCACCAAGUGCUUCAGGAGGCAUGAAUCGGGAAGAGGACGUCGAAAACCCACUGUCCGAAUCCGAUCAACAGGAGCAGGCGAAGUACGGGCGCAAGCACUCGGACGCCUCAACUGGGUCCUCUGUUGUCACCGGCUCUACUGCGACUGCGACGCCACGUGGUGCGGGUUCGUCCUCAUCUUCGCGCUUUCUGUCAAUGGAGAGCGGAGGUGGUACGAUGAGUGGCAAUGAGCUUGAGGAGAACUCCUCGGCUAUCACAGGAAAAAGUGUUAACGUUAACGGAAUUUGUGAUGCAGAAACGCAUCCCAAAACGUGCCAAAAUUUGUCAUGUAUAUCAUGCAUACUAGGCAAAAUUUGUCAUGCAUUUUUGUAAUCUAUGAAAACCGUUAACGUUAACACUUUUUCCUGUGAUAUCGGCGCUUGAAGAAGAUGUUGCGAUGACGCAGGGACAAGCGGGGCAUGUGCACGACCUAGUUCUGAGCAUCGAGAAUAGAAGUGUUGAUGAACAAGUCGCGAAACGAACUACCGAGGGUCAGAGGACAGGAAAAGACCACGAGCACUCCGACACAACCACCGCGCAAGCGGCCGAACAAGAUGAAUUUGGCACCACGAGUACGAUGCGAUCUCAUGACCCCUUGAGGGGUGGCGGGUACUGCACUGCAUCUGGUGGGCCGGGUAGUACCCGCACGACGAAAGAGUCAGUGUCGCCACCGCAGAGUAGAUCUGGAGGUGUUUCCACGCCAGCUGCAUGGUCCGCGACAUCAACACUUGCCAUCUCAUCGAGUUCCUCUUCAUCAGCAGCACGUGGUGGUGGCACUCCUUCAAGUUCAUUCGACGAUGGCGCCGUCACCACAAAGAUGAGCACCGGCAAAGCAGAAAAUUUUUCAGACGCAGGAAUCACGACACCUGUACAGCCUGCUGUUGCGCAAACAAAGACGAAUUUACUGAAGAAUAAAGUCGGCGUGAAUCUGCACGCCGUGUACGUAGAUUAGUACUGAUUUGGACCGACUUCAAAAAUGUUAAGAAAAUCGGAAAAAAAUCCGCAAAAAAUCCAGGCACGCCGCAAAAAAUCGACUUUGUGCCGCGGCUGCUAACGUCCACAAGCGAAGCAAAGUAGCGCGAAACGAAGUCGGUUGCCCGCGUUCUCGAAGCUCGAGAAUGCGCCAACUCGGUCUCCCGGCAGUUUUUGCCGGUGUCCUGAGGCGUUAGGCCCCACCCUGGAGCGUCCGGGCUGCCAGAAAGAUUCCCGCAGCCGGGUUGGGGGCGCCGGGUUGUCAUGUUCCGCCCGGCGGGCGGUGCUCACAAAAUCGAUUUUGUGAGUACCCGCGGACAGAUUCGAUUUUGUGCGCACCCUUCGGGCACGCUUUUCGAAGAUGCCCUAUCCUCGGGCGGGGCCACACAGUCCGCGCGUGGUCGCAAAAUCGAUUUUACCAACACAAAAGCCGGAAAAUCCGGCAAAAGCUGCAAAAUUGAUUGCGUGGGGCGAAGUCGCAGAGGACGGGCCUCUGCCCGCCUUGGAUCGAUCGAUGUUUCGCUCGCACGCUACAGGCUUAGGGAUGAUCGCGAAUUCCAGAACUUGCGCCCCGAUGAAGUUCCGCACAUUCAUCGCGUUGGCCCAGCGUAGAAAGCAAUGAAAAACGCCCGAGCUUGUGACUUACAUCCGGGCCCAAGUUCUGAAAAGCCGCGGGAGCGGCAUGGGCCCCGUCUGCGUGUUCUGAGCUCCGUAGAGGCGCCAGGAACAGGCUCUCGGCUGGCGCGGGGGUCGCAAAAUCGAUUUUGUAAACAGACAGCCCUCGGUGGGUGCCGCGGCUCAGUCCUCGACAGCCGCUGGGCGCUUGAUGGGGCGCAGAGUCGGGGAUUUUAGUUAUUUCAGGCUCGCAGAAUCGUCUGCGGGUUCAAUCACCCGAGGCGUGCAAAAUCGAUUUUGUUGGACCGCUCCUUGUGCGAUGUCCGCGUCAGUGGUGGUGCGGGCAAAAGAGGUGGCGCGGGCCUGCUAUGUGGGUAAGGCAGGUGGCUGUCCGGCUGUUUGCCAAAAUCGAUUUUCCAACUUCCUGAAAAUCCAGAGGAGCAAGUUUUCCGGAAGUCCGCGCGUUGCUUGGACUUUCCGGGACUGCCGAAAAAUCGAUUUUCCGGGUUCCGGAAAUUCCGGAAAUUUCGAAAAGUCCGGAGUUUGCGAAAAAUCCGGAAUUUUCCGAAAUCGAAAAUCGAGAUCGGGACAUCAGCAAGUCCUCGAAAUCGAAAAUCGACUCGGAAAAUCGAUUUUCUGCUUCAUUGCUAAGGAGAACGGACCAAACCUGGUCCAUACCAUCGGCGGAGGCAGUUGCUUACUAUCCAGUUGGUAAUCUGCUGCCAAAAAUCCGAACGCUUGCACUUUCAAGAGAUUCGGAGGCGCUUCAAAGUCGAUUUUCUGUGUGCCAAAAGUGCGCCCGAGUGUGCGCCAAAAAUGCGCCAAAAGUGCGCGCGAGUUACUAUUCAAUAGUAACGGAGACGGACCAAACCUGGUCCAUACCAUCGGCGGAGGCAGUUGGUUACUAUUCAAUAGUAAUUAUUAUUUUGCUCGGGACGCAACACAAAACAACGCGGAUUUUUGCGCGCGACACCUCGAGCGCGACUGCCUUCGGAUUUUUUUUGGAUUUUUGGCAGCAGCUUACCAACUGGAUAGUAAGCAACUGCCUCCGCCGAUGGUAUGGACCAGGUUUAGUCCGAUCUCGCUACUAUUGAAUAGUAAUGGAGGCACAAAAUCGAUUUUCUGCUAUUUUCUCGGAAGCUCUAUUUUCCGGAAGUCGGAAAAUCCGGACCGCAGCGAUCUCCCGAGAUCUUUCCGGAAGUCCAGAUCUCUCCGGAAAAUCUAAUGUCCGGCAAGGUGCCGACGUUGUCCAUAGGGUUGAGGGGUUGCAGAAUCGACUUUGUGGCCGGUAGGGCCCGUUGCCCGUACCUCUGAGGGCGCGGGCUGGGACGGGGGUUGGUAAGGCAUUGGCGUGGGAGACUGCAUCCGCGAAGAAAGGGCGGACGCACAAAAUCGAUUUUGUGGGAGAUCCGCUAAAGCGCAUAGCUGGAAGCUCUCCCCCCUAGUCCGUCGGCCCGGCGGAUUGCGUGGCGCACCGCCUCGAUAUUGAGCCACGCGGCCGCUCGAUUCUGUCGGACCUGGGAAGCUGCGAAAUCGAUUUUGUGUGGUCGGGCGAUUGUGUGGCCUUCAACAGCCCUUGCGCGACCCACAACAUCGAACCACCUGUGGUCAGCUCAAAACCGGCCUUGUGGUCGGCGCUGCGUUCUGGGGGAAUGGAAAAUCGAUUUUGUGCAAUCUGCGGGAUUGCGCGUCUGGAGGAGGGGUUUUGUGCAAUCCGCGUCUGCGGCUUCGAUUUUGUGCAAUCUGCGUUGUGUGCCAUGCAAAAUCGAUUUUGUGCAAUGCAAAAUCGAUUUUGCGGGAUUCGGUUUUGUGCAAUGCAGAAUCGGGAUUCGGUUUUGUGCAGAGCAAAAUCGAUUUUGUGCAGUGCAAAAUCGAUUUUGUGCAAUGCAAGAUCGAUUUUGUGCAAUGCAAAAUCGAUUUUGCGGGAUUCGGUUUUGUGCAAUGCAAAAUCGAUUUUGUGCAAUCCGCGUCUGCGGGAAUGCAGAAUCCAUUUUGUGCAAUGCAAAAUCGGGAUUCGGUUUUGUGCAAUGCAAAAUCGUUUCUGUGCAAUGCAAGAUCGAUUUUGCUGCUUUCGGUUUUGUGCAAUGCAAAAUCGAUUUUGUGCACUGCAAAAUCGGGAUUCGGUUUUGUGCAACGCAAAAUCGAUGCUGUGCAAUACAAAAUCGAUUUUGUGCAAUGCAAAAUCGAUUUUGCGGGAUUCGGUUUCGUGCAAUGCAAAAUCGAUUUUGUGCAAUCCGCGUCUGCGGGAAUGCAAAAUCGAUUUUGAGCAAUGCAAAAUUCGGGAAUCGGGAAUCGCCCCCCUUACGUUGGUUGGCUCUGGCCUCUACAGUUUCGCCGCGCCACCGGAUUUUUUUUCGAUUUUCUUGGCCGAUAAAAAGUUGGUCCAAAUCACUACCAACGUAGAUGACACGACAGGCAUUCUGUAUAUUUACG
Amoebophrya sp. A120 is the source of this 4723-nucleotide messenger RNA. Lineage: Eukaryota; Dinophyceae; Syndiniales; Amoebophryaceae. The record is from the annotation of a GenBank genome assembly.